Messenger RNA from Drosophila kikkawai, 702 nucleotides. It is a transcript of the gene dod, whose product is annotated as (peptidyl-prolyl cis/trans isomerase) NIMA-interacting 1 dodo. Lineage: Eukaryota; Metazoa; Arthropoda; Insecta; Diptera; Drosophilidae. The record is from RefSeq and is a predicted model, not a curated record. Gene Ontology annotation, molecular function: peptidyl-prolyl cis-trans isomerase activity; protein binding. Gene Ontology annotation, cellular component: nucleus; cytosol.
UCCAUGGCCUACUUUAUUAGGAGCCACACACGGUCACACUGACUGUAAACCAAAAUCCUGAAACAUUAAUUUAAUUUUUCCGCAUCCAUUUUAAGAGAAACAAAUAUAGCAAGAUGCCCGAUGCCGAACAAUUACCCGAGGGAUGGGAGAAGCGCACUAGCCGCUCAACAGGGUUGAGCUAUUACCUGAACGUGUACACAAAGGAGUCGCAGUGGGAUCAGCCCACGGAGCCGGCCAAGAAGACCGGUGGUGGUGGAUCCGGCGGCGGGGCCGGCGACUCACCGGACGAGGUGCAGUGCCUGCAUCUGCUGGUGAAACACAAGGGCAGCCGUCGGCCUAGCUCCUGGCGGGAGGAGAACAUUACCAGGACAAAGGAGGAGGCCCAGCUGCUGCUGGAGGUGUAUCGCAACAAGAUUGUCCAGCAGGAGGCCACCUUUGACGAGCUGGCACGCUCCUAUUCCGACUGCAGUUCCGCCAAGCGGGGCGGUGAUCUUGGCAAGUUUGGCAGAGGUCAAAUGCAGCCGCCAUUUGAAAAGGCUGCCUUUGGUUUGAACGUUGGCCAGCUAUCGGGAAUCGUGGACACUGACUCGGGACUGCACAUUAUCUUGCGCAAAUCGUAAAAAACUCGUCGACUUACAACAACAAUAGCAGCGACAACUGUGUCAUCGCAUAAAUAAAACUUAAUUUACAGUCAUUUCUCAA